CGGGUUUUUUUUCUCCCAAGUCCACGAAGAAUAAAAGACAAACCGGACAACGAACUCACGCGACCGACCACCAGGUGCAGAAAGCGUUAGACCGGGACUCUCGACUCGUGUUCAAUUCACCUGCUGAAUCCGACAGACUGUUGGCAGAUACAAAAAAAAGAAUCCUUUGACUGAAGACUUCUAAAUCAAAGUACUUAACUGUACAAUGAUCGAUCUUUGGAAAAAAAAAUUUUGAACAUGAAGAGGAAAUCAAGAAUGAGGAAUAAUUUAAUUCAUUGGAAUUUUUUUUACUUACCGAAACACAAACAUGAGAGAAGAAAAGCAGAAAUAUGUGUAAAUUCUUUUUCAAAACUGAAAUUUCGAGAAGGAAUACUAUCGUCCGAUCAGAAAUGUUUUUUAAGUGAUAAAAAAAAAACAAACUCGUCUUGUAUAAUCAAGGAGAUAAAUAUUGUCUUUUACGCGAGUAUCAGCAACCGGCACCGUGAAGAAUCUGGUCGUGCCUUCUUAUUCUAAACAUUUUAUUGGUCGAUACAUUGAGGCGUAAACAUAAUUUGCAUAAUUUAAAUCGUGACGUAGUCAUACUAAGGUUUAUAAAACGUCGAUGAUUUUGAUAUUUUCAUACAUUCAAAGAAAAAGGGCGAUUCAUUCAUCAUGAAAGAAGAUUUUAAGUAUUUGACUGGAUUUGAUUGCGAAUUCAGUAGCGAGGAUGAAAGAUGUCCUGGAGCACUUCCAAUUGGUCAAAAUAAUCCUCAAAAGUGUCCUUAUAAUCUUUAUGCUGAACAAUUGUCAGGCAGUGCAUUUACCGUUCCAAGAUGUGAGAAUAAAAGAUCAUGGUUUUAUCGAAUAAGACCUUCAGUUGUGCACGAUGUCUUUGAACCAAUUCAAAAAUUUCAAGAUCAAGUCACUCACGAAUGGGAUAAAUUUCCCCCGACACCUAAUCAGAUUCGUUGGAUGCCCUUCGAUGUGCCAACUCGUCAGGAACCGGAAGUGGAUUUUGUUGAGGGUUUAUAUACACUUUGCGGAGCUGGCGAUUCUCGCACGCGAACCGGAGUUGCUGUUCACAUUUACCUUUGCAAUUCUUCCAUGCGAGAUAAAGCCUUUUACAAUUCUGAUGGAGACUUCCUUAUUGUACCGCAAUUGGGAGUCUUACAAAUUACGACCGAAUUCGGAAGAAUGAGAUGUGAACCAAAUGAGAUUUGUGUUAUUCAACGGGGAAUGCGUUUCUCUGUAACUGUUUUUGGUCCAUCCAGAGGAUAUAUUCUUGAGGUGUUUGACAAUCAUUUUCAACUUCCAAAUUUGGGACCAAUUGGUGCAAAUGGUCUUGCAAGUCCACGAGAUUUUGAAACCCCAUCUGCCUGGUACGAGGAACGAGAUGUGGAUUAUAAAAUUAUUUGUAAAUAUCAUGGAAAAAUGUUUGUGGCUAAUCAACAUCACAGUCCUUUUGAUGUUGUCGCUUGGCAUGGAAAUUACGUACCCUACAAAUAUAAUCUUGAUCGCUUUAUGGUUAUUAAUUCAGUUUCCUUCGAUCACUGCGAUCCAUCAAUAUUUACAGUUCUCACUUGUCCAUCGACGAAACCGGGGACUGCAAUUGCUGAUUUUGUGAUUUUUCCUCCUCGUUGGUCCGUUCAGGAACACACUUUUCGUCCACCUUAUUAUCAUCGAAAUUGCAUGAGUGAAUUUAUGGGUUUAAUUAAGGGACGUUAUGAGGCCAAGGAAGAAGGAUUUCAACCUGGCGGUGGUUCUUUACAUUCAAUUAUGACACCACAUGGUCCUGAUACAAUUUGUUUUGAAAGUGCAUCAAAUUCAAAACUUGUGCCCGAACAUAUUGCCGAGGAAACUCAGGCAUUUAUGUUUGAAACUUAUUACAGUAUGACAAUAACCGAAUGGGGUGGGAAAAAUUGUAAAAAAAUUGAUUCCAAUUAUAAUAAGUGUUGGCAAGGAUUGAAAAAACAUUUUAAUUCAACUCAAAAAUCUUGAAUUAUUUAAAUAAUAAACAAGCUAUUGUUUUUUUUUUUUGGGCAAAAAAAAAUUAAAUAAAAAUAUUAAAAAUACAA
Molecule: messenger RNA, 2054 nt
Organism: Leptopilina boulardi
Lineage: Eukaryota; Metazoa; Arthropoda; Insecta; Hymenoptera; Figitidae
Gene: hgo
Product: homogentisate 1,2-dioxygenase
Exons: 10
Coding region: 652-1977 (441 amino acids)
Biological process (GO): L-phenylalanine catabolic process
Cellular component (GO): cytoplasm
Molecular function (GO): homogentisate 1,2-dioxygenase activity
Source: RefSeq, a predicted model, not a curated record